Messenger RNA from Triticum turgidum subsp. durum (durum wheat), 711 nucleotides. NCBI's taxonomy places the organism in Eukaryota, Viridiplantae, Streptophyta, Magnoliopsida, Poales, Poaceae. The record is from the annotation of a GenBank genome assembly.
AUGACGACGAGCCAGGACGUGGUUGUUUCGGAGAUGGGCAUUGGGGCGGGCGGGGCGGCCAUGCCGGGCUCCGGCGCCGCGGGCCUCUUCGCGUGCCGCAGCGCCGCCAGCGCCGGGGCCAUGUCCAUGCGGCAGACGUACCGCGACCUCGCCGCCGCCGCCGCGCGCUCCGCGAACUGCACAUGGGCCGAGCUCGAGGCCAUGCGCGCCGCCUCGCCCACCCGCUCCCGCCCCGGCGCCGACGUCGACGAGCUCACGGCCUGGAUGAGGAAGCACCCGUCGGCGCUAGGCAAGUUCGAGCAAAUCGCCAGCGCGUCCAAGGGGAAGAAGAUCGUCAUGUUCCUCGACUACGACGGCACCCUCUCGCCCAUCGUCGCCAACCCCGACGCCGCCUACAUGAGCGACGCGGAUGAGGGAGGCGGUGCGCGACGUUGCGAAGCACUUCCCGACGGCGAUCGUGAGCGGGCGGUGCCGCGACAAGGUGCACAACUUCGUCGGCCUCUCCGAGCUGUACUACGCCGGCAGCCACGGCAUGGACAUCCAGGGACCAGGCUCCAAUCCCGAGUCUGUCCUGUGCCAGCCCGCAAGCGAGUUCCUCCCCAUGAUCGACGAGGUGUACAAGGUGCUUGUGGAAAAGACGAAGUCCACACCUGGAGCCAAGGUGGAGAACAACAAGUUCUGCCUGUCCGUCCACUUCAGAUGUGUGGAUGA